UAGGGGUUUGCGCAACUUUUAGAGUGAGAAUAUUGGCUGUAAGUUAAAAUUUAUUAGCAGGCGUAGGGCACGAUCUAUUUCAGGAUCAGCUAAAGGAAGGAUGCUGCGAGGGGCGGGACGGAGGUUAAUCGCGCAAGGCCGAUUUACAGCAACGUCGCCGUGUUUAUCAGGGGGCCUGCUGGGAAAUGUAGAUAUAAGCAUAAAGGAGGAAAGAAACAAUCAGGCAUUCAAUGCCUCCUGGAAAUCUCGCUUUUUUUUCCAUGAUAUGAAAUGCAGGUUUCCAAUUUCAGUCAGGACUCCUGUACGGGCAUUUAGUUCUGAUAUUAGUGCAUUUCCUCCAGUAACAGACCCUGAUGUUAAGAGGGCACUCAAGAAUGUAUUGGCUUCGGAUUGGGGUGAGCUUAAAGAUUCUCUUAACUCUAUUGUUAUGGAUGCUUUGUCAAAAGAGACAGAUGAUAAGUCUGGAAAAGAAGCUUUGGCCAAUGCAUGGCGUGCUGCAGAGGCCGUGGAGCACUUCUCCGGAGUUUUAGAAUCCUUGAGAAUGGAAAUAGAUGAUAUAAGUGGGUCAACAGGCGAGAAUGUGAGACCUUUACCAGAUGAACUUCAAGGUGCUUUACAGGCUGCGUAUAAACGUUACAGCAAUUACCUGGAUGCUUUUGGCCCUGAAGAAACUUACUUGAGAAAGAAAGUUGAAAAUGAGCUAGGCACAAGUAUGAUUCAUAUAAAGAUGCGAUGUGCUGGGCUUGAUUCCAAGUGGGGAAAGGUUACACUUCUUGGAACCUCUGGAAUUUCUGGCUCAUACAUUGAACAACGAAGUUAGACUUGUCAAAGCUAUUCCUAAAAGACUGGAGAAUGCAAUUUUAAUUGAAAGUUUGCCAAGCCUCUUCAACCUUCUAGCAUUUCAAUUUAUGUGUUUCAAAAGUAAGUGACAAGAAAAGCCAUCAGGAGUUGAUAUAUUUUGUUGCUGUUGGUUUGUUGAAAGGCUGUAUUGAUGGAGAGUUUGAAUAAAAUAAUUUCUUUAGACCGAAGUAUUUUCUACAAUAAAGAAUCUUCAUGGCAUGGUUAAGUGUUUUGGACUACUUACAAGUUUCAAAGUCUUUUAAUAUCCAUUUGUUUGUUCUUAGGGCAAUGGGAUGGUUCAACCUGUUUUAAUUUAGGCAGCCAUUUCAGUGCACUUUUUUACAUACCAUCCUGUCAAUUGUCAUAUGCAGGUAAUAUGGUAUAUGAUCUUGAUUAAUACAUUCUUGUAUCAAGUAUAAAAAAUGACUCGUUCUUUAUUUC
Molecule: messenger RNA, 1281 nt
Organism: Cryptomeria japonica (Japanese cedar)
Lineage: Eukaryota; Viridiplantae; Streptophyta; Pinopsida; Cupressales; Cupressaceae
Product: succinate dehydrogenase subunit 5, mitochondrial
Exons: 4
Coding region: 101-820 (239 amino acids)
Biological process (GO): tricarboxylic acid cycle
Cellular component (GO): respiratory chain complex II (succinate dehydrogenase)
Source: RefSeq, a predicted model, not a curated record